GUUUGGUCAACUUUUCUCAUUUUCCUGGGAAAUUGGUCCGAUUCCAUGUAAAUUUGUUCAUUACAUGCAAAAUGUAUCAGCAAUAUGCUCUGUUUACACACUUACAGCAAUGAGCAUUGAAAGAUAUUAUGCGAUUCUGCAUCCAGUGAAGAGCCGUUACAUGUGCACAAUGUCACACACUCGGAUGAUCAUUGUAUUAACUUGGAUCUUCUCAUUGAUAUCAGCUUCACCCAUCAUUCAUUUGCAGGUUCAUAUUGAGGUUGGUGAAAGGUAUAAAGCUUUCUGGUGUUACAAGGAUCCAAGUCAACCAAUUAUCUGGAAACUUUAUGAAUGUUACAUGUUAACCUUAAUCCUGGUUAUACCUUGCAUUGUAAUGGGCUUCACUUACUCCUGUAUCUGUAAAAAGCUAUGGAUUGUGGUCCAGAAAAGAGCAACAAUGUUUGGCCAUGAUAAUGGGAACAUCGAGCUGAAAAACUCCAAGCCGAUGUCAGAUGACCGGAAAAUGUUACGCUCAGAAAAUUCAUUUUCAACAAAACAACAUUCCAUGAAGAAUAGUUCAAUCCAAGAAAUGUACUCCAAUAAAGCUGAUGAUGAUACUGCAGUUGUUAAGCAGGUCAUCAAAAUGCUCGUUGCUGUUGUAAUACUCUUUAUAUUAUGCUGGUCACCUAUCUUAAUAAUCAAUGUUUUGACUGCCUUUGGUAAACUUCAUCAACUAAACUAUGGUUUCCUUAAGCCACUCCGAACUGCAGCUCACCUAUUGUCUUACCUCAACUCAUGUAUAAAUCCAUUGGUCUAUGGAUUUAUGUCCAAAAAUUUUCGAGCUUCCUUCAAAGCAGCCCUUCAAAAAUGUUUGGCUUGUCGUUCAAAGGGAAACCAGCGAAGUAAUAGUCUAUCCUGUCGCAUUUCGACCACCGUUCUAACACCAGCACCAUCUAAUUUGCUGACUGAAGUCAACUAUUGAAAAUUUAAAUCGGAAUAUCGUUCAACCAUAAUUGUAUAUGGGAAUCUCAACUUCAAUUUUCAAUGUUCACAACAAAAUGAAAUAAAUAAACAAUUUACAACAUGAAAACUCCAACAAUUAUUUCUUUAAAAACAAAAUAUUCUUUUGAUUAUAUCGUAUUAAAUGUACUUCGGCACAGGCGGGAGGAUACCAACGAUUCCAAC
This is a messenger RNA of Tetranychus urticae (two-spotted spider mite), 1164 nucleotides long. The record is from RefSeq and is a predicted model, not a curated record. Lineage: Eukaryota; Metazoa; Arthropoda; Arachnida; Trombidiformes; Tetranychidae.